AUGGCGAAAAAAAAGAAUCCAGCAGAAAACAGGAAGUGGAAAGUGCCAAGAGGCCCAAAGAACACACCUCAUAAAAACAAAAAUCUGAUCGGCUUGGGAAGAACUAUAAGGCAUGCGAAAUUAAAGAAGAAUGAGGGAUACUAUUUGCCUUCAGGAGAAUUACGGUUCACAACUGAACAACACGUUCCAGACUCAGAGGGUUUGAGGUCGGUCACUCAGGAAAACGCAUUAGAUGAGUUUCUUAGUACCGCAGAAUUACAGGAUAAGGAAUUUGCAGAGGGCAAAACCUCAGGAAUAAAAGUGGUCAAAGUGAAUAAUCAAGUGGUACAGAAUUCUGAUUACAAUCCUUAUUUGUUGACAAGCAAGCAGGAGAUUGAGAAAUUCAAGAUACAGGCAGCACAUAGAGAUGAGUUGACAAUUCCAAGGAGACCAAAGUGGGAUAAGUCCAUGACAAAGUUCGAGCUUGAUAAGAGAGAAAGAGAUGCUUUUCUUGAAUGGCGGAGACAUUUGGCAGCUCUCCAACAGGAUAAUGACUUGCUUUUAACACCAUUCGAGCGGAACUUGAACUUGUGGAAGCAGCUUUGGCGUGUAGUUGAGAGAUCGGACUUGGUUGUUCAAAUUGUGGAUGCCAGAAAUCCUCUUCUUUUCAGGUCGUACGACUUGGUGAAAUAUGUUAAAGAACAAGGGUCUGGAGCGAAGAAGAAUCUUCUUCUGGUGAACAAAGCAGAUCUUUUGACCCUUUCGCAAAGAAAAGCAUGGGCCAGAUAUUUCAGCGAGCAUGGAAUUGCUUACACAUUUUUCAGUGCGGCAAAAGCCAACGAGAUUAUCGAGAAGCAACGUGAAGAAGAGGAUAUGCAAAGACUUACCGAGGAGGUGUCCGGUAAGAAGAAUAAGCAGACAGAGGAGAAUGAGUUAGAUGAGUUGGAUAACUUGGGUGAUGAACUUGAUGACGAAGAAAAAGCGGAAUUGGCAAAGAUCAAAGAAGAAUUAGCAGAACUUGACGGCUCGGAUGAUUCAGAAGAAGAAAAUGAAGUUGAAAGUGCUGAAGAGGUGGAACUGACUACAAACAUUCUUACCGUUGAAGAGCUUGAGGCAUUAUUUUUGAAAAAGGCCCCUGGACCUUUUGUGGAUCCUACAACGGGGAAACCAAGAAGGGCACAAAUCGGACUUGUUGGAUAUCCGAAUGUCGGUAAAUCAUCUACCAUUAAUGCGUUAGUUGGAUCAAAAAAGGUGUCUGUUUCUUCAACUCCAGGUAAGACUAAACAUUAUCAAACGAUAAUCUUGUCUGACAAGGUUCUUCUCUGUGAUUGUCCAGGUUUAGUUUUCCCGAACUUCGCUUACACGAAUGCGGAGCUUGUUUGCAACGGAGUUUUACCAAUUGAUCAGCUUAGGGAAAGCACGGGACCAGCAGAGUUGGUUUCUAGGAGAAUACCGAAAUACUUUUUGGAAGCAUUGUAUGGAAUUAAGAUAGACACAUUAUCGCCAGAUGCAGGAGGAAACGGAAUUCCUACAGCCAGGGAACUGUUAAAUUCGUAUGCUAGGGCACGAGGCUACAUGACCUCGGGUUAUGGUUCUGCAGACAUCAACAGGGCAGCAAGAUACAUCUUGAAAGAUUAUGUGAGUGGCAAACUCUUGUAUGUGGAUCCACCACCUCACGAAGAUGGAUCUAGAAGGCCGGAGGCAGAAUGCAAGGCUUUCAAUAAGGAAUUGUAUUCGUUGAAAAACCUCCCAGAGCAUCGUCAACAGCAGGUUCUCUCUGCUAUCCAGGAAAAGGGUAUUCCUGCUGAUAAAUUCGAUUUGGCCAAGGAUUUCGAAAAUCUUCAUAUCACAGAGUCGGGACCACUAACCGACUCACGGAUACCAGCAAAGUCCAGAAAGGAAAUGCUGGCACAAAAGGAGGCUGCUCUUGAUUUGGAUAAAGAAUUCUUCCAGAUGAGUAACGUGCGUGGAAUCCGGAGUGAUCCAUUCCAUUCAAAAAAGCAGUCUGCCGGAGGGAAGAAACACAACAAAAAGAACAAGAAAAGUAUGAAGAAGGAAAGAUUGAGAGUUUAA
Brettanomyces bruxellensis is the source of this 2052-nucleotide messenger RNA. RefSeq lists its product as uncharacterized. The coding region runs from base 1 to 2052 and encodes 683 amino acids. The record is from RefSeq and is a predicted model, not a curated record. Gene Ontology annotation, cellular component: cytosol. Lineage: Eukaryota; Fungi; Ascomycota; Pichiomycetes; Pichiales; Pichiaceae. The transcript has a single exon. Gene Ontology annotation, molecular function: GTP binding; GTPase activity. Gene Ontology annotation, biological process: ribosomal subunit export from nucleus.